UGUUUUGGUUGCUUUCCAAAAAGUCCCGUUCUCUUCGUCGUGUAUGUUUUGUUUGAGUAACUUUCCAUUCGUUUCGUAAAUCGUCUCGUCUCUCGUCUCGCAUAGUCGUUGUCGUUUUCGUGCGGUUGGCUGGCUCGUUAUCCUCGCUAUCUGGCUUCUGGCAGCAGCAGAUUGCCUUUUUACAACCAGGCAGACAGCCCUCUGCUCUUCGUGUGUCUCGCCCCGAAUUUGGCCUUUUCUUAUCAGUAGUUCGGCCGUUAUCAGUGUCGCUUCGCUUGUCGAGAGAGCCAUCAUCAUUUUCCGAAAACAAAGCUAGACCGGUUCCAUCUCUAAUUUAUCCCCCGCUGUUCCUCCAUCGACUUUGGCUGGCCAAUUUUCUUGUUUUGUUGUUUGAACAGUGUGCAUUAUCUUUGAGGGAGCAGCUAAUGAGUGAAAGAUAAACCCUCUGCCGCGAUCAAAGAGGGAAGUAGCUGGAAGCAGGCAGCCAGCAUGUCAGAAAACAUCAAGUAUGAAGUGGACAUGAAGAUGGAACCGUCCAGUCCAUCGGAGAAGGAUCGCAGCAUGUACUCGCGUUGUUCGAGCGCGGGCAGUGUCCAUACGCCAACCUCAUCGGCACAUAACUCAGAGGACGAAGAGGAUUCCGGUGAUAACAAGAGUAGCACCCAGAGCUACAAGGAACGUCGCCGCGAAGCCCAUACCCAGGCGGAACAGAAACGUCGCGAUGCCAUCAAGAAGGGAUACGACUCGCUGCAGGAACUGGUGCCCACUUGCCAGCAAACCGAUGCCUCCGGAUACAAACUGAGUAAGGCUUCGGUGCUCCAAAAGUCCAUCGACUACAUCGGGUUUCUUCAUCAGCACAAGAAGAAGCAGGAGGAGGACCGUGCGUCGCUCAACAAGGAAGUGAUAGCCCUGCGUAUUAUACAGAAGAACUACGAGCAAAUGCUGCAACAGCAGCAGCAGUCUCCUGGGAGGACCGAAGCGCGCCUGACGGAUGAAGCCAAGUUCCAGGUGCUCCGGGCCAUAAUGGACGAAAUGUUCGUUACGUUCGACCAGCUGCCGAUGAACGACUUUGCCGAGCUGACUUCCGGGGUCAUUCCGUGGCUGGAGGAGCACUGCAAGCCGCACCUGUUGCGCGAUGUGGUCAAUCGCACCCUCGGUGGAAUCACCUCCCAAUAUGUGGCGCAGUCCAGCAGCAAAGGACACGAUGUUAAGCGCGAAUAAGGGAAUUUGGUGAGUUUUAUAUAAUUGCAAUUUGACUGUAGUGACGUCUAAUUGUGUAAUAGAAAAUUGGAUAUUUUAAUAAAGGAAAUACCAAGCUACGCACAGAA
This is a messenger RNA of Aedes aegypti (yellow fever mosquito), 1328 nucleotides long. It is a transcript of the gene bigmax, whose product is annotated as max-like protein X. Gene Ontology annotation, cellular component: nucleus. Gene Ontology annotation, biological process: regulation of transcription by RNA polymerase II. The record is from RefSeq and is a predicted model, not a curated record. The coding region runs from base 490 to 1221 and encodes 243 amino acids. Gene Ontology annotation, molecular function: DNA-binding transcription factor activity, RNA polymerase II-specific; protein dimerization activity; RNA polymerase II cis-regulatory region sequence-specific DNA binding. The transcript is spliced from 3 exons. NCBI's taxonomy places the organism in Eukaryota, Metazoa, Arthropoda, Insecta, Diptera, Culicidae.